Molecule: messenger RNA, 653 nt
Organism: Nelumbo nucifera (sacred lotus)
Lineage: Eukaryota; Viridiplantae; Streptophyta; Magnoliopsida; Proteales; Nelumbonaceae
Source: RefSeq, a predicted model, not a curated record
AACUUAUUGCUGCUUUCAGUGAUGAUCACAUGAGAAAUGCAAUUAUCCAAGGAGUUCCAAGGUUGGAAAUUUUCAACUCGUGUUUUACCAGUAAAUUUGGUCAGUGGGCAUUUGGUUUUUGUGGAGGAAUAUUUGGAAAGGAUAAUCCAGGCUGCUUUGAUAACACUGCACAUGCAUUGGAGAGCCUGACCUCUCUUGAUUUAUCAAAUAGAUGCAUCCACAGUUUGUUCAAUAAGGCAUUCUCUGCUACUGAAAUGCCAUCUCUCUCAUACUUGAAUCUUCGGGGAAAUCCACUGGAGCAGAAUUCUGUUAAUGACUUACUAAAACUUUUGAAAGAAUUUACUUGUUUACAAGCAUUGGAGGUGGAUAUUCCUGGUCCUCUUGGAGGCGAUGCACUUGAAAUUCUUCAAUCUCUUCCUAAUCUUUCUCAGUUGAAUGGUGUUAAUGCAUCAAAAAUUAUAGAGGCUGGAAAGCAUGUAAUAGAUUCAAUGCUUCUGCCACGUAUCCCUGAAUGGACUGCUAAUGAACCUCUAGUUGAUCGGGUUAUUAAUGCUAUGUGGUUAUAUUUGAUGACAUAUAGACUAGCAGACGAGGAAAAGAUCGAUGAAACAUCUGUGUGGUAUGGAUUUGCUUCUUGACUCUCUUUUCUUUGG